AUGAAUUCUUCAAGUUCACUCCAUCUAUCACAACAAGAUUCCAAUAACGAUGAAUUAAACCACGUACAACAAGUUACCUUAUACAAAGAUCUAUGUCAAUUCGAGGAAGAUUUGCAGAAGUUAGUUGUUUCUGUUGACAAGUUCAGUCCUGAUCUUCAGGCCGCACAAGAUUUGAUAAAUUCUGAUCUAAAGCUUUACUCGACUUUAGAACAGUUACCGCUUUAUGAUUCGAUAGAUAUACAGCUGAAACAACUGGAUAAUGAAUCGCAAGAGAUAGAUGAGCGCACAGGGAAAAUACUUAGUAUAUUAGAUAAAUGUUAUAAUAAUCUGAACAAAUUGCCUAUGGUUGAGCAGGUGGAAUUUGAGAUGAAGAUGAUGAAGAAGCAAAAGGAAAAGAUAAAAUCAGGUGUUCUGUUGGAAUAUGCAAUGAAACUGGCCAAGUUUACACGAGUGCCUCCUACUUUCAAUAAGGAUGCUAUUGGACCCAAUAACUUUAUUUGGCCGGCGGAAGAUGCUAUUAGAAGGGGCAUGUUAGCUAUGGCAUCUUUGAAAAGUGAAGAAUUAACGAGGAUACCGGUUGAAUUAAAUUCUGAAGAACCGCAAGAGCCACCCCAAAAGGGACAAAGCCAAGAGGAGGAUGAAGUUACUCCAACUCAUAGUAGUGAUACACCAAGUUCCAAGCCGGAUUCUAAGAGCGAGAGUUUUGAAUUUACAGGGAAAGCCAAAAACCAGCAAUCUACUCAAUACUCGGAAACUGGCGCACAUGAAGAAGCUGAUGGGUCCAUUGAUUUGGACCUUGAUCUAUUUAAUCCUGAUGAAUUUUAG
Messenger RNA from Eremothecium cymbalariae DBVPG#7215, 825 nucleotides. It is a transcript of the gene MED4, whose product is annotated as Med4p. Gene Ontology annotation, cellular component: mediator complex; core mediator complex. Gene Ontology annotation, molecular function: transcription coregulator activity. NCBI's taxonomy places the organism in Eukaryota, Fungi, Ascomycota, Saccharomycetes, Saccharomycetales, Saccharomycetaceae. The transcript has a single exon. The coding region runs from base 1 to 825 and encodes 274 amino acids. Gene Ontology annotation, biological process: regulation of transcription by RNA polymerase II. The record is from RefSeq and is a predicted model, not a curated record.